Messenger RNA from Peniophora sp. CBMAI 1063, 1164 nucleotides. NCBI's taxonomy places the organism in Eukaryota, Fungi, Basidiomycota, Agaricomycetes, Russulales, Peniophoraceae. The record is from the annotation of a GenBank genome assembly.
AUGUUCAAAGAGGCCGGCCACGCGCUGGCAGACCCAUCAGCGCUCGACGACGCCUUCUGGGAGCAUCUCAGCUCUAUUCCUGCUUUUACCUUUGCCAUGGACGACGGACAAGGCCCCUCCGAUGAUUUCAACCGUCUGCACUCACGUCGCAACUCGGCUAGCGGCUAUCCGCAUCGCCAGCGCCAUCAGCAGCACCAGCAACACCAUCCCUCGUCGCAUCCUCAGACCCCAAACAUCCCAUUUGGGCCGUUCUCUGGUAUUCCACCUAAUGCGCCGCAGCCGCCGAACGCUCCGCCAGCGCCGACCCACGAGUCUAUCCGCGAAGCCAUGCGCGUCUUGCAGGCCGCUUUGCAUCACAUCCCGCCACAGGCCGCCGCGGCACAAGGCCUGCCGCCUUUCCCAUCACUCUCGCAACUCGCGCAAGAGCACCCAUCGCAGCACGACGGUCCCGGAGGUUUGCCAUCGCUGCAAGAUCUGCUAUCUCUACCCGGAGGUUCGCCGCCGCCUCAGCACCAGCAACAGCCUUCACUCGAGCAGCUCCUCGGCGCGUGGCCAAACCCGAAUCCGCUUCCGCCUCAACUUCCGCACUCAUCGCAUGGCCACUCGCACACGCCCGUUGACGCUCAGAUGUCGCAAUUCUCGUUCAUGUCUUCGCCACCUACAUCAUUUGUAGUCCCGUCGCAGUCGCACCACCACCAACUGUCUUCUCUCGGCGGCCCUUCCUUGUCUGAGGCAUCUGCUUCGGCGUCGGGAUCAGCAUCUACGUCCGCUGCCGUGCAUGAUACGCCAUCGCCUGUAAAUCAGGAAGCGACGCCGCCUACAGACCCGGAGGUUAGCGUCAUCGAAGACAAACGACGACGCAAUACGGCUGCAUCUGCGCGCUUCCGAAUCAAGAAGAAGCAAAAAACGCUCAACCUCGAGCGGACGGUCAAUGAUCUCUCCGGGCGCGUCGAAGAGCUCGAGCAUGAAGCUUCUGAGCUGCGUCGCGAGAACGGGUGGUUGAAGGAGAUCGUCAUGCUCAAGAGCCGACAACGCGUCGAAGGUCUGAGCUUGCCAGAGCAGCCGCCGGGACCGCCUGAUGAGGGAGAUGAGGGCGAAGAUAAGGAUAAGGGUAAAGAGAAGGAGGAUAGAGGGGAGGGUAGCAGUACGGGCAAGACGCGGUAA